Molecule: messenger RNA, 1800 nt
Organism: Eimeria tenella
Lineage: Eukaryota; Apicomplexa; Conoidasida; Eucoccidiorida; Eimeriidae
Product: hydrolase, TatD family domain-containing protein, putative
Exons: 10
Coding region: 1-1800 (599 amino acids)
Cellular component (GO): cytosol
Molecular function (GO): 3'-5'-DNA exonuclease activity
Source: RefSeq, a predicted model, not a curated record
AUGGUGCAGCAUGGAUUAGACUUGUCUAUAGCACCGGGAGCAGAAGAAGGCUUGGAGAGAGAACAGCUCGGGCUUUUCUCUCACCACUAUAGGCACGAUGAAGUUAAGGCAACGGGCUCUCGCCUUUCCCCUCUCUCAGAAGCAGCAACAGCAGCAGCAGCAAGAACAGCACCAAGGCCGAGGUGGAGUUUCAUCGCUGCGGGCGGCCCAGCUGGGAGGUUGGGCCCAUCUUCAGCAGCAACCGCUGCAGGGGCAGCGGCAACUGCAGCAGCAGCAGCAACUCUCAAUUCGCCUGCAGUCUAUGCAGCUUACUGGGAUUCGUUGAUCGGUGUCCAUACCCCUAGAGGGCUGCUGCAGAAGCAGCCCUAUUAUCAACAGCAGCAGCAGCAGCAGCAAAGGUUUGUGCUGCGUGCUCUGUGCUGCUUCGAAAUAACUCUCCCUGAAGACACACGGCGCCGCCGCAGCCGCAAAGGCGCCGCCAGAAAUCCACUAAAGAGGCUCUUGAAGAUUCCAAGGGGGGGCUGGAAGCCCACCAGCAGCAACGACAGCAACGGCAGCAACAGCAGUGGCAGCAGCAAUAUCAGCGGCAGCAGCAAACGCAGCAGCAAGAAGGGGAGCAAGAAAAACGGCAGCAGCAACGCCGGCAGUACCACAGCUCUUCGCUGCCUUGCCAAUCCUGCUGCAGCUGAGGCUGAGGAACCGCACAGUGCUGGUGCAGCGGGAGCAGCAGCAGCAGGAGCAGCAGCAGGCGCAGCAGCAGCAGCAACAGCAGCAAGAGCAAUGAGUGGCCCAACAUAUGUGGACAUCGGGGCAAAUCUUUGCGACCCGAUGUACAAGGGCUGCUAUUUUGAGAAGCAAAAGCACCCACCAGAUAUAGAACAGGUUUUGGAGAGGGCAGCAGCAUCGGGAGUCAGCAAAAUUAUGCUGACAACAGGGGCGUUUGAGGACUUCCACACAAACCUCCAAAUCGCGCAGACAUACGAUUCUGAAUGCAGACGCCUCUUCUUGACUGUAGGGAUCCACCCGACUCGCUGCGAGGAGUUCGCUGCUGCAGGAACUUGCAGCAGCAGCAGCAGCAGCAAGGAAUUCGAGUCCUUUGCAUCAAAGGUGGAGGAGGGGGGCCUGCGGCUGGGUGACUACCCGAAAGUAUAUGUGGAGCGUCUUUUUGAGCUGCACCAGCUGCAGCAGCAGCAGCAACAGCAGCAACAGCAGCAGCAGCAGCAGCGAAGGCGGGUCGUCGCUGUAGGGGAGAUUGGCCUGGACUAUGACAGGCUCCGUUUUUGCGAUGCAGCAACACAAAAGCAGUGCUUUGAGCUGCAGUUGGCUUUGGGCUACUCCUUGCAGCUGCCGCUGUUUCUGCACAUGAGAAAUGCAGCUGCGGACUUCACUGAAAUCCUGCGGCGACGCAAGGGUUUGUGGGCUGGGAGGGGAGGAGUUGUGCACUCGUUUACGGGAACCGCCGAAGAGGCGAAAGAGUUGCUAAAUGAGGGCUUGUACAUAGGGAUUAACGGCUGUUCACUGAAGACGAGAGAAAACCUGGAAUUUGUCCGGCAGCUGCCCUUGUCUCGCAUCCUCUUGGAAACGGAUGCUCCUUGGUGCGGACUGAGGCCAACGCAUGCGGGAUUUGCUCUGCUCAGUGAUGAGCAAAAAUCGGCGCUCAAUGGAGUUAAGCCUGAAAAAUGGACGGCAAACGAUCAAGUAAAGGGGCGCAAUGAACCGUGCAACAUAAGCGUUGUUGGGGAGGUUGUCCGUCAACUUGUAUCCCCCAACCUCUCAGAGAAGGAUUUCGCCGAGCAGUAA